Molecule: messenger RNA, 3114 nt
Organism: Microtus ochrogaster (prairie vole)
Lineage: Eukaryota; Metazoa; Chordata; Mammalia; Rodentia; Cricetidae
Gene: Erlin1
Product: ER lipid raft associated 1
Exons: 12
Coding region: 85-1128 (347 amino acids)
Biological process (GO): SREBP signaling pathway
Cellular component (GO): endoplasmic reticulum; endoplasmic reticulum membrane
Molecular function (GO): cholesterol binding; ubiquitin protein ligase binding
Source: RefSeq, a predicted model, not a curated record
CCGGCUGUUGGCAGCAGUUGGCGGGGCCGGGAGGCGGCUGCACGUGCGGGCGGGGGCGAUGCGUCACUGACCGGAGGAACGAGGAUGAAUAUGACUCAAGCCCGGGUGCUGGUGGCCGCGGCGGUGGGGCUGGUGGUGGUCCUCCUCUACGCCUCCAUCCACAAGAUCGACGAGGGGCACCUGGCCGUGUACUACAGGGGAGGAGCUUUACUAACUAGUCCCAGUGGGCCAGGCUAUCAUAUCAUGCUGCCUUUCAUUACUACGUUCAGAUCUGUGCAGACAACACUACAAACAGAUGAAGUUAAAAAUGUGCCUUGUGGAACAAGUGGUGGGGUCAUGAUCUAUAUUGACCGAAUAGAAGUGGUUAAUAUGUUGGCUCCUUAUGCAGUGUUUGACAUUGUGAGGAACUACACUGCAGAUUAUGACAAGACUUUAAUCUUCAAUAAAAUCCACCAUGAGCUGAACCAGUUUUGCAGUGCCCACACACUUCAAGAAGUUUACAUAGAAUUAUUUGCUUUGGGCUGCAUUUACACCCAGUACAGCACAUUCCAACUUUCGGCAGUGAUCUUUUUCUUGCCGGACAUGGCUGUGCGUGUUACAAAACCCAAAAUCCCAGAAGCCAUAAGAAGAAAUUUUGAAUUAAUGGAAGCAGAGAAGACAAAACUUCUUAUAGCUGCACAGAAACAGAAGGUUGUGGAGAAAGAAGCUGAAACAGAGAGGAAAAGGGCAGUUAUAGAGGCAGAGAAGAUUGCACAAGUGGCAAAAAUUCGGUUUCAACAGAAGGUGAUGGAGAAAGAAACUGAAAAGCGCAUUUCUGAGAUUGAAGAUGCUGCAUUCCUGGCCCGAGAGAAGGCGAAAGCAGAUGCCGAGUAUUAUGCUGCGCACAAAUACGCCACCUCAAACAAGCACAAACUGACCCCGGAGUAUCUGGAACUCAAGAAGUAUCAGGCCAUUGCUUCUAACAGUAAGAUCUACUUUGGCAGCAACAUCCCUAACAUGUUCGUGGACUCCUCUUGUGCUUUGAAAUAUUCUGAUGUUAGGACUGGAAGAGAAGGCUCCCUUCCCCCGGAGGAAACUCUUGAACCCUCUGGAGAGAGCCCCGUCCAAAACAAGGAGAACACAGGUUGAUGCAAGAGGUAGAAAUGCUCUCCCAUAUCAAAGUGUGACCCAGGGGGUUAAGUGGGAACAGUGGUUUAUAUGGACUCUCCAGAUUCACAGAGAAUUUGUGCUCUGUUGUGACUCUCUUGUCAUAGUCCUGGUUUGCCAGCUCGCUGCAGGAUAGGACCAGCUGACUGGCACUCAAAUGGUCUUUUCAGCCACAGUUUUAUCAAGUAUCCUGUAUGUGUUCCUUUGUAAACCGGUACUCAUGAGCGAGGGAAAGUGACGCUUAGAUACUGCCUGCACUGGAAUGUCAAACACUAUAUAACAAGCUGUGUUUCUUUUAAAAGCUGAGGUCUAUUGAAUAAUGUUUACAUUGGUCCCUGGGGACGUGUGCUUAGACAUUCAAGAGCUAGGAGGCCAGAGAAAAGACCACCAGAAAAUGGUAAGUUAAAGAAGACUGAUGACAUUUGGGGCCCAGGCUUUCUUUAAAGUCCAGUCCCAGCAUUCCUCCAUGUGAUUACCAGCCAGGCCUCUGGAUUCCUAGGAAAUGAUCUUCCAGUUGAGCAACCAUUUACUUGAUACAAAGUGUACCGUUCUGUUUUCCUACAGUCAGGUUGGUGGCCUGCAGGGACAUCCAACCAGAGGAUUUUCACAGAGAUUCCUGAUCACUAGUUUAUUUCAUUAGUAAACUCAGAAAUAGGGAAAGCAGCUGAAAUUUAAGGGAGACAAAACCUGCACUGCACCAAAGCUGUGGGGCCCUGUGUUUCCUCCAUUGGGUGAUGAUGUCCACAUCACUGCUCAGGCCCAAGUGCGAUGAAAGUGCCUGGUUUUAGCCACAGACAACUGCUUAGAGGUCACCCCGUGACUCUGCUAAGCCAAGACCAGGCUUUAACCAGACAUAGGAGCAGUGUGCAAUUCCUAAUUUGCUGCACAGUAUUAUGUCAUAAUUGCAGGAAGUCUGUAUUUUAAAACUGGAUUUGGGGCACAUUCAUUUGCCCCAGCACUCCUUUCUAAAGGCCAAGGUUUAUGGAUGCCUUGGUUGCUAACACACCGAUUCUCCUUAAAGUAGUUCACAAAGUGUGAAACCAAAAGUAACCUAGAAAGCAUCCCUGGUCAUCUUUGUCUCCUUCCCCUUUGACCUGUGAUGUUGAUAUCAAAGUAUCUAACUUUCACUCUAGAGAUCAGAAUUCCAUUGACUUCUGGGCAACCAUUGAAUUUAUUUUCCAUGAGAAAAUGACAAAGUUAAGCUGUGGCUAUAGGAGAUCUGCUUCAUCCAGACCUCUUUUCCCCAUCACAUUAACUCUCCUGGAACUUUAUGCUGCACAGGUAGACCUGAGUCUGCCAAGCUUGUUGACAGCUCUUGUGUGUACUGUGUUGAAGCCAGGCAGAAGUGUAAUGGGCCCACUUCCUGACACCUCUCAGCUGUUUAUCUCACAAUAGCUGAAAGGUUGUGCCAAACAUUUUAUUGGAAAAGGAAAGCCCAGGUUUGAAUGGGUCUUUCCCCUGGGCCUUUUAGUAUAGAGGCAUUUGUAAUAUGGAAAAAAUAAUCUUUCUCAUUUAAUUAUAUUACCCUUAAAUGAAUUUUGUGUUCUUGAACCCUCAUUACAAAAAUAUUUGAACUAUAUAAAUACACCUGUCAUAUUGUUGCUGCAGAUAAAUAAUGAUUGUUGUGGGAUAUCUGGAUCAUUGCUUUGUGCUUUCAUUUCUAGAGAUGUUUUCUGUUCCCAUUAGUGAAAUGCUGUUGCCCCAAAGUGAUGGCUGUAGGUGUCUUAGUGGCCACGGGUCAUGUUGGCCAGGUUGAGGAACAGGGAGGUGCCAUUGUGAAAGAUUAAAGAAAGCACUUCCACUUGAGCUCCCUAUGGAGUGAGCUUCCCUGUGCCCACUCAGUGAACUAAGUCUGGCCAUCCUUCAGGGAUGUUCCUUUUGGUAAAUAUACACUGUAAUCUUAAGUAUAAAUUUAUAUGUGAAAGCUACGUUUUUAAAAACAAGAAUCUAAAUAAAAUUAUUUUCCUA